Capronia epimyces CBS 606.96 is the source of this 2700-nucleotide messenger RNA. RefSeq lists its product as uncharacterized. The record is from RefSeq and is a predicted model, not a curated record. Gene Ontology annotation, biological process: stabilization of membrane potential; potassium ion transmembrane transport. The transcript has a single exon. Gene Ontology annotation, cellular component: membrane. Bases 1 to 2700 code for a protein of 899 amino acids. Lineage: Eukaryota; Fungi; Ascomycota; Eurotiomycetes; Chaetothyriales; Herpotrichiellaceae. Gene Ontology annotation, molecular function: potassium ion leak channel activity.
AUGGAAUACAAUCACGCCGAGCAGAAAAAGUCGGAACCGCCGGAGGUCGCCUCGGGCUCAGGCUCAGGCGCAAGUGGUAGCGACAAUGGAACACGGAAACCCUGGGGCGCAGACGAAGACAGAGCCUCCGUUACCACAUUACCCGACCUCGAGGGCAAGCAAGGCAAGGAACACCAGAGGAGACACCAGCAUUUACACCGUGUUGGAAAGUUCAAUCUCAGAUCCGCCGAGGAUGACCUGCCGACUGACUGGUGGUUUGCAUCCACGGCCAUUCCUCUUAUUGCUGCCACAUUUGCGCCUAUGGCCAACUUGUUGUCCAUUGCUGCUCUGGUCGUGUCCUGGAGGAACAACAUAGUCGACAAUGUGCCGGAAUACUACCAGUCCACGUCCGUGGGUUUUCCAGACCCUCAGUGGUGCAUCGACCUGAAUAUCGCUUCCCUGGUCUGUGGCUUUGUAGGAAAUCUCUUUCUACUCUUCAAUUUCACGAAGCGUGUCCGCUAUAUAGUCGCGCUGCCUACAACUAUCCUUCUCUUCUACAUCGCCUCAGGCAUCUUGAUCGGUAUUACUGUCUCGAUGCAAAUCCAUUGCCCGCCGGGCAAGGGCCAAGUCUACUCGCAAGGUUACUGGAAUGCCGUUCUGGCCGCCUGUCUUUACUUGUUCAACUCUAUGAUUCUAAUGGUCAAUAUGUGGGGUUAUUUCCUUGGUCAUUAUCCUCAACACUUCACUCUGACCGACGAACAGCGCAAUCUCAUCCUGCAGACCAUGAUGUUCUUCGUAUGGCUUGGUGGAGGCGCUGGUGUCUUCUCUCGAAUCGAGGGGUGGACAUACCCUGACGCAGUUUACUUCUGCGAUGUGACCAUUCUGACUGUUGGCUUUGGAGACUACUAUCCUACCGACGACCUGAGCCGUGGACUGGUUUUUCCUUAUUCUGUCGGUGGCACUAUCAUCCUAGGGUUGAUGGUCAGUUCUAUCCACAAGUUUGCGGGAGAGCUCAGCUCCGUCAAUGUACUGCGAAAGCAUGUUGAGCGGAGAAGGACCAACACGCUGUCACGGGCUGUGACAGUUGAAGAUACACAAGAGACAAGGCGAGAUGAGCUGGAAAAGGAAAUAGAGAUUGGACAGUUGCUUAGACGAAAGCCUGUUAUAUCUUCCCCCUUGCCCAACCCCAUUAUCCAGCGCAAUUUGGAUGCUGCGGCACAUUCUACGCCAUGUGCGAACCCUGAACCAGAAGAAUCUCCUCAAGAUCUUCCACCUGAGCCGCAAGUCCAAUUUGAAAAUACCAACGCCGAAUUUCUCAAGCAAUCAGAUGAGGAGGAACCGCAUCAUAGCCAAUUCCUCAACGCGCGAGAUCAUAGUGGUCCCUUGCACACCACAUUCAAGUUCUUAUCUGGGCCUGUUUCAACCGUCAGGAAAGCCAGGUCGAGGUCCCAAAAAGCGAUUGUUAUGCGCGAAGAGAAGGACCGGUUCGACGCAAUGCGGGCCAUUCAGAUCAAUGCCAGAAAGUUCAAGAAGUGGUAUUCGUUGUGUGUGUCGGUAGUCGCGUUCGGGUUGUUAUGGUGCUUGGGUGCCGUCGUGUUUUGGCAGGCCGAGAAGCACACCCAGGGUUUAAACUAUUUCGAGGCAUUGUAUUUCUGCUACGUCAGUCUGCUGACGAUUGGAUACGGUGACAUGAGCCCCAGGAGUAACGCCGGCAAGCCUUUCUUUGUCGUUUGGUCCCUGAUCGCCGUACCGACCAUGACCGUCCUCAUUUCGGAUAUGGGGGAUACAGUCAUUUCGAGCUUUAAACGCGGCACCUUUCGGCUAGGCGACAUGACAGUCCUCCCCAAAGCAGGACUCUGGGGCGACCUGCUAAGAUCAAACCCUUGGCUAUGGAAAUUCAUAAGCAGGAGGGCUGAAAAAAAGCGUCUCAAGGCUGGAUUUCCCGUCGGCCCUGCUGAAGACGAGUACCCGCCGAACUUGAGUCUUCAACAGCUCGCCGACGACGACGUCAGUGAAGCGGAAAUGACGCGGCGCCUGGCUUGGGCCAUUCGCAAGACGGCAGGGGACCUUCAACAUUCCCGUGACAAACGUUACUCAUAUGAGGAGUGGUGUGAGUUUACGCGACUGAUCCGCUUCUCGAAGGACGGACUUGCGCAGUUGGAGUACGACGAAGAGACAGACGGUGUCGUUGAGUGGGACUGGUUGGACGACAGUAGCCCCAUGCUCAGCGCACAGGGUGAACCGGAAUGGGUUCUCGAUCGCUUGUGCGAGAGUCUUCUGCGACUGAUCAAGAAGAACACGCCCAGCGGCGACAGCACACCGUCCUCGGCCCUACCGGCGUCCAGCAAUGCCGAUCUAUCGACCUUCGCCUUCGCCCGAAAAGGCACGGUCGCCGAGGAUGCCGAUGGCGAUGGCGAUGGCGAUCGGAGAUCCGACAAAUCGGCCAAGGGCAAGGAAGCACAGCCUCGCGUGCCGACUGAGGCGGAGGAACGCCAGCGAAGAGCGUCCGGGGCCGAGGCGGUUUUGACAUUCUUCACGGGCGAGAGAAAAGGUGCCCAUGCUUAUGCGGCGGAAGGGCCGCAAUGGAGCAAGAAAGCCAGGGAGCGGCUGAAACAGACUCGACGCCAUCGACCGACCACCGGUGCUGUCGGUGGCGGGAGAGGUGGCGCGGGACUGCGCACGCUGAAGAUGAGGCAGUUUGCUGGCGACGGCGAGCAGUGA